GUUUGCACGGCAAAAUGACAGAAAUUUAAUUAGCGAUUGAAAAUGCGCGAUGCAAUCUAAAUCAACGAUCACUAUUAAUAACGAGAACGAUACAGAUGAAUCGAUGGAUGAGUCUGUUUUCGAGCAGAUAUGCGACACGAUAUUCGUUUUGAUUCCCGAAGUUCCACGAUUGAAGCAGCUGUUCCUAAGCUGGAGCCAGCUUGGCACCGAAGACAGGGUGCAACUGGAUGCCAAAGUAGCAAGCUGGUGUUGCCCUAAUAGACGACAGCUUUAUAAACCACUCCAGGAGGCUCUGAUUCGAUGGGAGACAGUACAGGACACCCAAGGCGCUCCCGGUUGCGAGCCAGGUAUGGUCUCGUUUUCCUGCGAUCCACAGCUGGAGGAGGAGCUCGUCAGCGUUAUUUACAGCUUGGAACUUUUGUUCACGAAGAACCGAAGGGACAAGGAGAUCGAUAUGGACUAUGAAAUUGGUCGUUGCACAGACAUCAAAAGGGAGAUGUCCUUGAACCUAAACAGCGAGAGUAAUCUGCGUUCCAUGCUCAGCCCAAAGGAUAGAACACCCCACUCUGUGCACAGUUGUGGUUACAUUGCUGAUUUCAAGAAAUCUGAUGACGAUCUCAGCGGAUAUCUGACUAAUUGAACAUAAAAUUGAUCUUUCAUCUUACCUGGAUCAGAUGAUGAAUU
Molecule: messenger RNA, 684 nt
Organism: Osmia bicornis bicornis
Lineage: Eukaryota; Metazoa; Arthropoda; Insecta; Hymenoptera; Megachilidae
Exons: 3
Coding region: 50-640 (196 amino acids)
Source: RefSeq, a predicted model, not a curated record